GGAAUAAAUAAUAAAAAUAAAAUAUAGAAAAAAUGGGGAGAGGAAAAAUAGAGAUAAAAAAGAUUGAGAAUAUCAACAGCCGGCAAGUGACGUUCUCGAAAAGGCGCAGCGGAUUGAUAAAGAAAGCAAAAGAGUUGGCCGUACUGUGUGAGGCUCAGGUGGCCGUCAUAAUCUUUUCCGGCACCGGAAAACUCUACCAGUUUGCCAGCUCACGGAUGGAGCAAAUAUUGGCAAGGUACAGUAACAGUAACAAUCCUGAACUUGUUCCAGUUGAGCAGGCACAAUUUCAAAAGAAUGAAUCGGCUGAGAUAAAUGACCUCAAGGAUGAAAUCGAAAGACUCAAAUCGAUGCAACGCUGGAUGUUGGGCAAGGAGCUUGAAGGGCUAAAUUACAAUGAACUGCACAACUUAGAGCAACAGCUUGCUGAAGGGAUUAUUUCAGUUAAGGACAAGAAAGAGAAAGUUCUCUUGGAGCAGCUGGAGAAAUCAAAACUAAAGGAAAAGAGAGUUGUGCAGCAAAAUGAUACCCUUCUGGUAAAGAUUGAAGAGCUUCGAUACCAAGCGCGGCUGAGCAGUAAUAACGAAAAUGAUACCUCUUUGCGUUUAGGAAUUUCUCCAGUCGAUUUUUUCGGGAAGGCGAAAGUAGCCAAAACCGAGCCCGUGGAUGACCGGAAAACCACCAUGACGUUGGGUUGAUUGAUGGUUGUGCGUGCAGAUAUUCGACUACUUAAAUUUUUUGAUGAAUUUGCUGCAUUUUCCUCUCUUUCAUGGUGUAAAUGCGAUAGAUUUUUUUUAAUCAUGAAUUUUGAUGGGACUUGAUGAUCAUCCGAGCUCAUAACUAAUUGUUUUAUUAAUUUUGGUUAUUUGGGUACCUCAUUUCCUAGAGACCAAGACUUUGUACCAUUAUUACAUUCGAUAUGCGGAUUUAGCUUAUUUAUUUGUUACCUCAGAUAAUUUCAUGACCACCUAAAUUGCUA
Messenger RNA from Striga asiatica, 976 nucleotides. Lineage: Eukaryota; Viridiplantae; Streptophyta; Magnoliopsida; Lamiales; Orobanchaceae. The record is from the annotation of a GenBank genome assembly.